AUGGCGCACCAACCUGUUCCCUUCAAUCGAAUAAUUACCACCCACGACCGCCGAACCGGAAAGGCUGUUUUCGACAACGAUAUUGAUGCCCACGUUCCCUUUGCAGGGUUCCCAGUGCCCCCAGGAAAGCCGACUACAUCUGACUAUGCACUCGCCUACGCGACCACAACAUUUCCGGUUAAAGGUCUUUCCCCCCCUACAUCGGCCACACCAGAAGCGGAAGCAAAUCUCGACAUCAAACAAUACGCGGCCAAGCUGGAUGACCCCAGCCCUUUGAAUCCAGAAAACGGCACAUCCUGCACAGUCAUCGAGGUGCCGCCUAAUAUCGACGUCCCAAUGCACCGCACUGCAAGCCUUGACUACGGCGUUGUCAUUGACGGAACUACAGAGUUGGUUCUUGACUCCGGUGAGACCAAGACUCUAGAAAAGGGUGAUGUUUUCGUCCAGCGGGGCACCGCUCACUCGUGGCGGAAUAUUACCCGUUCAGAGGACAAUAACGGUGUCUUACGUGUGUUUUUUGUUUUCCAGCCCAUUGAGCCUGUAAAGGUAGGGGGGAAGGAGUUGCAUCAGGAUCUGGCACUGUCUCUGCAUAAAUGA
Aspergillus puulaauensis is the source of this 597-nucleotide messenger RNA. Its product is annotated as cupin domain-containing protein. The transcript has a single exon. Lineage: Eukaryota; Fungi; Ascomycota; Eurotiomycetes; Eurotiales; Aspergillaceae. The record is from RefSeq and is a predicted model, not a curated record. Bases 1 to 597 code for a protein of 198 amino acids.